This is a messenger RNA of Oenanthe melanoleuca, 807 nucleotides long. RefSeq lists its product as uncharacterized. Bases 1 to 606 code for a protein of 201 amino acids. The record is from RefSeq and is a predicted model, not a curated record. NCBI's taxonomy places the organism in Eukaryota, Metazoa, Chordata, Aves, Passeriformes, Muscicapidae. The transcript has 4 exons.
AUGCACCAGGAACUUUCCUUGCACGCAGCAGUUUUGUUGGGUGUGAAACAUUCUUGUGAGAGAGUCCAGAAGUGCUCUUUAGCAGGUCUCAGGGACAAACUGCAAGAGACAGUGGGCAAAGUCCACAGGGAGUGCAAGGCUGUCCCUGGGCUGUCCCAGAUCCUCUCUCCUCCGCCCACAGGCCCGUGGCAAAGCUCCUCCUUUUGGUUCCCAGCCAACAGCUUCCUGCCAGGUGGCUUAUUGCACCAUGCCCUUGGCUUGUGGCCCUGCUGCCCUGCUGGCGCUGGGCUGGGAGCCAUCACAACAGCACAGGGGCUGUGGGAGCAGCAAGGACUUGGCAGGGAAAGCAGCAGCAAAGGAGUGACCGUCCUCCUCACCAGCUCAUUAGGGUGCUACGUGGGGUGCAGAAAAACAUGCUUGGCAACAGCUCCUGGCUUGGAGAGAGUAAACGUGUCUGAAAGUGUCCAAAUCUGUCUGCAUAGCAGGGGGAGAAUGGAAGCAAAGUUUUCUCCUUCAGCAGAACCCCUAGACAUUUCCCCUACCCCAUUUCAGCAGGAGGAGUUGAAUAAAUUAGCAUCCUCCAGGGUCAGCCAAGCUGGAGCGUGACAGUGGAAGACUGGAAGGUGCUGGGAAUAGACUUGAAUAUUGGAAGUUCCCAGUGGGGUUUGGAAAGAUCCAUGUAAUAAAAUCUUUUCAAACAUAAGUCUGUUUGGAGGUGGAGUUGACCCAGUUGAAAAUUCCCAAGAACGCUGAGCAGGACGUGUGAGCAUCAACAUAAAGGAACAUAAAUUGACAUCUCCCGCUUUU